This is a messenger RNA of Nylanderia fulva, 1280 nucleotides long. RefSeq names its product ER lumen protein-retaining receptor (gene KdelR). Gene Ontology annotation, biological process: protein retention in ER lumen. The record is from RefSeq and is a predicted model, not a curated record. Gene Ontology annotation, molecular function: ER lumen protein retrieval receptor activity. Gene Ontology annotation, cellular component: membrane. NCBI's taxonomy places the organism in Eukaryota, Metazoa, Arthropoda, Insecta, Hymenoptera, Formicidae.
AACUUGGUUCACGAAUUCGCGGGGUCGGUGGGGUCGGCCAUCUGCCUGAAUCGCAGCCGAAGCCACGUCAUAUUUCGUGUGCCGCUUGGAAGCGAGCUGAACGAGCUGGCUCGCGUUGGUUCUCACGUUAGAAUUACGUUCCCGGGACCGCAGACAUGAAUAUAUUCCGGCUGCUGGGUGAUCUGUCGCAUCUCCUAGCUAUUAUCAUACUCCUCCUCAAGAUAUGGAAGACGCGGAGUUGCGCCGGUAUCAGCGGCAAGUCGCAGAUCCUCUUCGCUAUUGUUUACACCAGCCGUUAUCUAGACCUGUUCACCACAUUCAUUUCGGCGUACAACACGUUCAUGAAGAUUAUAUUCAUCGUCGCGUCCUUAGCAACUGUCUUCUUGAUGUAUGUCAAGUUUAAAGCCACGUACGAUCACAAUCACGACACGUUCAGGAUCGAGUUCCUGCUUUUACCGACAUUGGUACUGGCGUUACUGAUCAACCACGAGCUCUCCUUCGUGGAGGUUCUAUGGACAUUCAGCAUUUAUCUAGAAUCAGUGGCGAUAUUACCGCAGUUGUUUCUGGUGUCGAAGACAGGCGAGGCGGAGAGCAUCACCAGUCACUACUUAUUUGCAUUAGGAUCUUACAGAGGCUUGUAUCUGUUCAACUGGGUCUACCGCUACUACGCUGAGGAUCAUUACGAUUUGAUCGCCAUAGUUGCUGGAUUGGUGCAGACAGUUCUUUAUUGUGACUUUUUCUACCUCUAUAUUACCAAAGUACUGAAGGGAAAGAAGCUACAACUACCUGCUUAGCUUCAGUUGAGAGUAUUAUCCUCUUGUAUCGGAGAAUUUGAUUCGAAUUUGCCUGUUCUUCGGCGUUUGCCAAACAGAGAUAAGUCCGGGCAGACCUGGGAGGCUCGUGGAAUGCAGUGCAUGUUUCUGCUAAGCGUGCAAUAUUUCGCAGCAUACUUUCCAUCUGUCAAAUAUUCUCUUCCUACCCUCAUUCGUCAUCCCUUGUAUGCUGUGCCUCUCGCUGGGACUUCUUUCCAGGGUGAGAUCUAAGUUGCCUCUUUUAUUCUUUUCGUACUUCAGUGUCAAGAAACAUAUACAUAAUUAUAGAAUUCAAAAUAAUCAUUUAUUUUACGAAUUUAGAUAUUUGACAUGAUGUGAUUGGGGAUAAAACGAAAAACAAAUUGUAUAAAUCACAGAAUUUUCAUUAAUAAUUACAGUUUAUAUGGUUGUGUAAUUUUCAGUAAUAAACAUAGUUAUAUUAAUUAAAUAUAAUUAUAUAUGACAGUA